UGUUUUUCCUGUUUACCGGUAUAAAUACAGCAAGUUUUCCUGUUACGAAAACCAGAUAAGUCAUUAUUUCGAUAACCAGUCAAAUAGGCAGAAUUUAUGAUGAACUGCUUAAAAAGCAUCGUUAUAGCUGUUCUGGCAGUUUACUCCAUUUUAGCCAUGUCAGCACGUGCUCAAGUGCAACAGUGUGGCAAGGACGGUAAGGACGGCAAGGACGGUACCAACGGAACGAAUGGCAGAGACGGUAGGGACGGGAGAGACGGCUUGCAGGGUGAGAGAGGCCCGCCAGGACCUAAGGGAGAAAACGGUUCACAGUGUUCUCCGAGAAAUAUUAGACAGUUCACUUGGACGGAUAUCAACGACGGCAAAGAUGACGGUCUGAUUAAGGAGGUGACAUUCUUCAAAGCCGAAAUGUCAACUAUGCUCCGAGUGGCUUUCCACGGUAAUAUCCGCGUCAUGACCCCUGCAGGGCAAACCGAGAGCUGCCGGCGUUACUGGUUAACAUUCAAUAACACCGAAUGUGACAGUCCCGCAUCUAUUGAUACACAGUUCUAUUCUACCCAUCAGUAUAAUAUUCACCGAGAUUCCACCCUUGAAGGUAUCUGCGAGCACUUACGGUCGGGACAAGUUGCGAUUGGUGUACAUGUUGGCCCUUGCAAGAGAGGAGAAAGUCAGUUAGGAGGAGAUGCAUACACUGGCUGGAAUAGUGCUACCAGAAUCAUCGUUGAAGAAAUCUAG
Molecule: messenger RNA, 735 nt
Organism: Lingula anatina
Lineage: Eukaryota; Metazoa; Brachiopoda; Lingulata; Lingulida; Lingulidae
Product: collagen triple helix repeat-containing protein 1
Source: RefSeq, a predicted model, not a curated record